Molecule: messenger RNA, 2074 nt
Organism: Eurypyga helias (sunbittern)
Lineage: Eukaryota; Metazoa; Chordata; Aves; Eurypygiformes; Eurypygidae
Gene: RAD54B
Product: RAD54 homolog B (S. cerevisiae)
Exons: 10
Biological process (GO): double-strand break repair via homologous recombination; reciprocal meiotic recombination
Cellular component (GO): nucleus
Molecular function (GO): DNA translocase activity; ATP-dependent chromatin remodeler activity; ATP binding
Source: RefSeq, a predicted model, not a curated record
CUGUAUUUGCCAACAUCAGGGACAGCAAAGGAAGAAACUGCUCAGGAAGAACCUGAAUGCCUUGUGAAAUAUUUCAGUGUUGUGUGGUGUAAGGCAUCAAAGAAAAAGCACAAGAAGUGGGAAGGCGAUGCUGUUCUUAUUGCAAAAGGAAAGUCAGUAAUACUGAAAGAUAUGGAAGGCAAAGACAUUGGAAGAGGUACUGGAUAUAAGUCUAAAGAGCUAGACAGUCUUGAUGAAGGCCAAACACUGAUGGUUGGAGGAAAAGAAAUUGAAGUGAUGGGUGUAAUUUCAGCAGAUGACUUCAGCAGUGGCAGGUGUUUUCAGGCUGGAAUCGGGACGCCUGACACUGUGUCAACUGCUUUAUCUCAAACUAAUAUGAAACCGUUUCGUAAGCCAUUCAAAAGUGUUUGUCAAUCCAAUACUAAAGAGAACAUGCUCAGAGAUUCUCAAGGCUGCAAACCUCGCCAUGAUCCAAACGCUUCAAAUUCUCUAGUUAUGCCAAGACCAAAUGCAAGUCAUCAGUGGACAUUCAAUAAGGCUGGUUUACCUAUGGUGGAUGUAGUUGUGGAUCCUUACAUUGCAAAUAAUCUCCGACCCCAUCAGAAAGAAGGAAUAAUAUUUCUAUAUGAAUGUGUAAUGGGAAUGAGAGUCAGUGGCCGAUUUGGAGCUAUUCUUGCUGAUGAAAUGGGCUUAGGCAAAACAUUGCAAUGCAUUGCACUUGUCUGGACUCUUCUGCGUCAAGGGGUCUACGGAUGCAAACCGGUACUAAAGCGAGCACUGAUUGUCACCCCGGGGAGUCUGGUAAAAAACUGGAAAAAAGAAUUUCAGAAAUGGUUGGGAAAUGAAAGGAUCAAAGUCUUCACAGUUGAUCAGGACCACAAAGUAGAAGAAUUCAUCGGUUCUCCACUUUAUUCGGUUUUGAUAAUCAGUUACGAGAUGCUACUGCGAUCUUUGGACCAAAUUCAGGCUAUAGAAUUUAACCUCCUAAUCUGUGAUGAAGGACAUCGUUUGAAAAAUAGCUCUAUUAAGACAACUACAGCCCUCACCAGUCUGUCUUGUGAGAGGAGGAUUAUCCUUACUGGUACUCCAAUCCAAAAUGACUUACAAGAAUUUUAUGCAUUAAUAGAGUUUGUGAAUCCAGGAAUACUUGGCUCUUUAUCCACAUAUAGAAAGGUAUAUGAGGAGCCAAUUGUCAAGUCUAGAGAACCUUCAGCAACAAAGGAGGAAAAGGAAUUAGGAGAAAAAAGAGCAGUGGAACUCACACGCCUCACUGGACUCUUUAUUCUUAGGAGAACACAGGAGGUCAUAAACAAAUUUCUGCCUCCCAAAAAAGAGAGCAUAAUCUUCUGCCGGCCAACAGCACUGCAACUUGAAUUGUAUCGCAAACUGCUUAGUUCUCCAGUUAUUAGGUCCUGUCUGCAAGGCAGGCUAGAAAACAGUCCUCACCUAAUAUGCAUAGGAGCUUUGAAGAAACUUUGCAAUCAUCCGUGUCUUCUGUUUAAAGCUGUAAAGGAAAAAGGCUGUGAUCCUCUAUCUGAUGAGCAUGAUGAGUCCAGUCUCUACGAAGGUGUAAUAGAUGUCUUCCCACAAGAUUAUACUUCGGACACUUUAGCAGAAACAGAUUCAGGAAAAUUGCAGGUGCUGAUGAAGUUGCUGGCAGCAAUCCAUGAGCUCAGCUCUUCUGAAAGAGUCGUACUGGUCUCCAAUUACACUCAGACAUUAAACAUUUUACAGGAGAGCUGCAAACGUUAUGGAUACUCUUAUACUAGACUUGAUGGACAGACUCCUGUUUCCCAGAGACAACAGAUUGUUGAUAGUUUUAAUAGUAAAUUCAGUCCGGCGUUUAUCUUUUUGCUGAGUUCGAAGGCUGGCGGAGUAGGACUGAAUCUGGUCGGAGCAUCUCAUUUCAUCCUGUAUGAUAUUGACUGGAAUCCAGCUACAGACAUUCAGUGUGAAUUAGGACCCUCGUGUGGACACUUGUCUUGUUGCUUGGAACACGGUCUGCUAAAUCGGUCAAAAUUGCUGCAGGUUGACAAAGACCGCAAACCGUCUUGGGGGUACUGGUACCCAGAAU